GAGAGAGAGACAGUGCGCGCGCUAUAAGAUUCCAAUUUUUGUUCACCGAUUUCCCCAAUGAGAACGGCCUUGGCUUUUCUCUCAUCACGCCUCUCAGACUCAUUUCACUCUCUCUCUCUCUUCUUGAUUUUUUUAAUUUUUUUCCCUCUCUCUCUUACAUUCCCAACUCUUCUUCUGUUUCAAUUCACUCUUCCCAGCUCUUUUAAGCUCAAAAAAUAUAUAUACUUAAUGCAAUGGCAAUCAAUUGCGUCACAAACACACUCUCCAUGUCUCCUCCUCCUCCUCCUCCUCCACUGCCUAAAGAUGAUCGGCCUCUAGUCUUCGACGCCUCCGUGCUCCGUCAUGAACAAAACAUACCCGCACAAUUCAUAUGGCCCGACCACGAAAAGCCCUGCUCCACGGCGCCAGAGCUCUCCGUCCCUCUCGUCGACCUUGGAGGUUUCCUCUCCGGGGACCCCAAGGCCGCCGCUGAGGCCUCGAGGGUGGUCGGCGAGGCCUGCCGUAAACACGGCUUCUUUCUCGUAGUCAAUCACGGUGUUGAUGCAACUCUCAUAUCCGAUGCUCAUAGCAAUAUGGACUCGUUUUUUGAGCUUCCUCUUUGUGAGAAGCAAAGGGUUCAGAGAAAGGUUGGCGAGCAUUGUGGGUAUGCUAGUAGUUUCACUGGAAGGUUUUCCUCCAAGCUUCCAUGGAAAGAAACACUUUCUUUUCGAUACUCUGCUGAGGAAAACUGUUCUAGCAUUGUCAACGACUAUUUCAUGAAUAGAAUGGGUGAAAAAUUCGUCCAAUUCGGGAAAGUUUACCAAGACUACUGCAAUGCCAUGAGCACACUUUCUCUGGGGAUUAUGGAGCUUUUGGGGAUGAGCCUUGGCGUAAGCCGAGCUCAUUUUAAGGAAUUUUUCGAAGAGAAUGAUUCGAUAAUGAGACUCAACUACUAUCCACCGUGCCAAAAACCAGACCAGACCUUAGGAACAGGGCCUCAUUGCGAUCCAACCUCUUUAACUAUCCUUCAUCAAGACACAGUUGGUGGCCUUCAAGUGUUUGUUGAUGAUCAAUGGCACUCUAUUAGCCCUAAUUUCAAUGCUUUUGUUGUCAACAUAGGCGACACCUUCAUGGCUCUAUCAAAUGGAAGAUACAAAAGUUGCUUACACAGAGCUGUGGUAAACAACAAAACUCCAAGGAAAUCACUUGCUUUCUUUCUUUGUCCAAAGAAGGAUAAGGUGGUGAGCCCACCAACCGAAUUGGUGGAUGGAAAGAACCCUAGAAUAUAUCCAGACUUCACAUGGCCGACGCUGCUCGAAUUCACACAAAAACAUUACAGAGCAGACAUGAAAACACUUGAAGCUUUCUCAAACUGGGUUCAACAGAAAACAGCUGAAGUUGCUUAAAAAACAGGGCAUCAAAAAAAAAAAAAAAAAAAAACCUUGUAUUCCUUAGAGUUUGUUAUUGUCUAUGGAUCGAUCAGCAAACGUCGACGACAGAGAGAGAGACCGGGGGGUGGGGAUGAAGUUGGGGCCGGAGGAGGGAGGAGAUAGUUGGGUUUUUGGCCAGGUUUUUGGCGGCAGUGACAAAGGCAGAGAAGGGCACUGUGGUCACUUUGUUUAUGUAAUGGGGAUUGGGGAAUGGGGUUGGGGUCUAGUUAGGAGUUAAUAGGUUUAAAAAAAUAUGGAUGAAUAAAGAUCAAUAUGGGGCCAAUUUUGUAUUUUCCUUCAUAAUAUAGAAACAUUUAUGAA
Camellia sinensis is the source of this 1730-nucleotide messenger RNA. RefSeq names its product gibberellin 20 oxidase 1-D. The record is from RefSeq and is a predicted model, not a curated record. NCBI's taxonomy places the organism in Eukaryota, Viridiplantae, Streptophyta, Magnoliopsida, Ericales, Theaceae.